Molecule: messenger RNA, 402 nt
Organism: Penicillium verrucosum
Lineage: Eukaryota; Fungi; Ascomycota; Eurotiomycetes; Eurotiales; Aspergillaceae
Product: eukaryotic translation initiation factor 4E
Exons: 3
Coding region: 1-402 (133 amino acids)
Biological process (GO): translational initiation
Cellular component (GO): eukaryotic translation initiation factor 4F complex
Molecular function (GO): RNA 7-methylguanosine cap binding; translation initiation factor activity
Source: RefSeq, a predicted model, not a curated record
AUGGUUGGGGACCAGUUUGCAGAGGCCGGAGAUGAAGUCUGCGGCGCUGUGCUGAGCGUGCGAGGCGGUGAGGAUGUUUUGAGUGUUUGGACGAGGAUUGACGGGGGGCGCAACAUCAAGAUCAGAGAAACGAUCAAGCGCCUGCUUUCUUUUCCGGCAGACACCAACAUCAUCUGGAAGAGCCACGACGACAGUAUUGCACAGCGUUCUGCUAUUGACCAGGCUCGCCACGAUAAGACUGCCACUGGCACCGGCCAUCAAGAACGGCGGCGUACAGGCCAAGAUGACUCGGACAAGGCUAAACCGGCUGUGGGCCCUAUGAACGGAUCCAUGAUCCCAGCCUGGCCUUGGGCCCUGUAUAGGGCGGUGGGGCAUCGAGGCGAACUAAGCGGUUUGAUUUGA